This is a messenger RNA of Fukomys damarensis (Damara mole-rat), 2299 nucleotides long. It is a transcript of the gene Lfng, whose product is annotated as LFNG O-fucosylpeptide 3-beta-N-acetylglucosaminyltransferase. Gene Ontology annotation, cellular component: membrane. The transcript is spliced from 7 exons. Gene Ontology annotation, molecular function: O-fucosylpeptide 3-beta-N-acetylglucosaminyltransferase activity. The coding region runs from base 41 to 886 and encodes 281 amino acids. The record is from RefSeq and is a predicted model, not a curated record. Gene Ontology annotation, biological process: regulation of Notch signaling pathway. Lineage: Eukaryota; Metazoa; Chordata; Mammalia; Rodentia; Bathyergidae.
GAGUGGGGGUGUGGGUGGGGUAAACGCUAGUGGGGAGAAGAUGUCCAGAGCUGCAGCUGCCAGACUCCAGCAGACCCAGCCCCACCCACCACCCCACCAUGGCCCAGGGUCUGAGAUGCCGUGCUGCAGCUCAGGGUUAUAUCUCUCCUUCCAGACAUUCAUCUUCACCGACGGGGAGGACGAAGUGCUGGCCAGGCACACGGGCAACGUGGUCAACACCAACUGCUCAGCUGCCCACAGCCGCCAGGCGCUGUCCUGCAAGAUGGCUGUGGAGUAUGACCAUUUCAUUGAGUCCGGGAGGAAAUGGUUCUGCCAUGUGGAUGAUGACAACUACGUCAACCUGCGGGCCCUGCUGCGGCUGCUGGCCAGCUACCCACACACCCAGGACAUCUACAUCGGCAAGCCCAGCCUGGACCGACCCAUCCAGGCCACUGAGCGUGUCAGUGAGAACAGGGUGCGUCCUGUCCACUUCUGGUUUGCCACUGGUGGGGCUGGCUUCUGCAUCAGCCGAGGGCUGGCGCUAAAGAUGAGUCCAUGGGCCAGUGGUGGCCACUUCAUGAGCACUGCGGAGCGCAUCCGACUGCCAGAUGACUGCACCGUAGGCUACAUUGUGGAAGCUCUGCUGGGCGUACCCCUCAUCCGCAGUGGCCUCUUCCACUCACACCUGGAGAACCUGCAGCAGGUGCCUGCCUCCAAGCUCCACGAGCAGGUGACCCUGAGCUAUGGUAUGUUUGAGAACAAGCGGAACGUGGUCCAUGUGAAGAGCCCCUUCUCAGUGGAGGCUGACCCGUCCAGGUAUUCACAGGCCCCUCGCUCUGGAGUUUCAAGUCCGAGUUCCUGGCUCCUGCAGUUCUUGUCACAUCCAUCCUUGGAGACGUUGGUGUAGCUGCUCUCCUGUCCUUGCCCACGCCGCCCACCACAGCCUCCACUGUCCAGCCUUCCCACAUGUAUCCUGACCUUAUGAUUCUUCCAUUCCCAUGGGCCCCUCCAGGGUUUGUUCUCAGCUGGCUGUACUCUCACCAUCAGGCAUUGCAGACUUGAUCUCAUCUGCAUCUUCCGUGGCUGCUUGUCUCCUGUGGGCCAGGCCUGCACUUGGGACUUGGCCAUGUGAGGCUGGCCACCUGCUCUAGGGGCUGCAUGUGGCUGAAGAAAAGUGGCCUCCACCCCAGGCUAGUCUCACUUUGCUCCAGACUCGGACCUCAGGAAGCCCUCAACCUCAGUGCCCCCCAACCCCUCUCCUGCAAGCCCACCCUUCCCCAGCCUGUCUCUAACCACCUUGCUUCCUAUUUCACUGGAGCCUGCUAACUCACCCCAGGGUUGGCCCCAUGUGUCUGCAGCCAGUCCUUCCUGGACCGCAGCUCCCAGUCCUCCUUGGCUGCUUAGGAAGUCCAAGUCAAGCUUAGUGGCAGACAACUGUAAUCUCAGUAGAUGAGGUAGAAGGAUUGAAAGUUUUUAGCCCAGCCUGGGCAAUUUAGCAAGACCUUGAGUCAAAAGUUGAAGGUGGGGAAAAAGUUGGGGAUGGGUUGGGGAUGUAGCUUAGUGUAAAGGCCCCAAGUUCAAACCCCAGUGCUGGAAAGAAAAACCAUCUACCCAAAUACGUUUCCCCUGUUUCCCACAGUCACUUUCUUUUCUGUGCUGGGGGCCCCAUUAGCCCUACCACUGUGCUGUCAUUUCCCACUUAAUACACACACACCAAGCACCGCUCUGUCCGCGCUUUGCGAACAGCUUCACACUUUUUUCCUUUUAGCUCACCUCCUCAAAUGGCUGGUUGGUUCUGUCCUCCAGCUGCUCCUCUCCUGAACUGCUGCUACCCAGCACCCUCUGGCUUCAUCCGCUGGGUCUGGUUGGAUGGCUCGACAUCCGGGUCACUGAACCUGCCAUCUCUGACCAUCAGUCCAUCACUGAUCAUCGGUCCCAUGUGAUGUGCUGCUUUAUCGCCCUUGAUGGACUGUCAUCAUGUGGUGUCCAUGACACCUGCACCCCUGCGCUUCCUCCAGAUUCCAUGGGCGCUCUUCCCUGAGCCCCCACCUCUGCACUGUCCAUGUCAAAAAGACAGGCUCAAUGUGUGCAUAGCUGGACCUCUGACCUCCCUCGCUCCCAAACACAUGCCAACUGCUCAACCCAAACCCACACCCAUAGCUGGCCUGCCAGGAAGUGCAGUGAGCAGUACCUUUCUCCCAACUCUGCCCCAGCCCUGCUGCCAUCAGGUCUCACCUGCACUAUGGCAUGAGCUUCCUAACUGGUCUGUGGCUUCUGCAUCAUUACAAUCCUCCUGCCUCAGCCUCCCAGAGUGCUGGGA